Molecule: messenger RNA, 3554 nt
Organism: Acanthaster planci (crown-of-thorns starfish)
Lineage: Eukaryota; Metazoa; Echinodermata; Asteroidea; Valvatida; Acanthasteridae
Product: signal recognition particle receptor subunit alpha-like
Biological process (GO): SRP-dependent cotranslational protein targeting to membrane; intracellular protein transport
Cellular component (GO): endoplasmic reticulum membrane; signal recognition particle receptor complex
Molecular function (GO): signal recognition particle binding; GTP binding; ATP hydrolysis activity
Source: RefSeq, a predicted model, not a curated record
AUAACCGUGCUGUUGCUGAAAAGUAAUGGCAUAUUACCAGUGAAAGGAAGAUUUCGGCAACCAAGUGGCCAACACGACCGACGAAAAUGUUGGACCUAUUUACGAUUUUUAGCAAAGGCGGAAUCGUCUUAUGGUAUUUUCAGGGAACGUGCCAGGCUUUUGAGUCACCAGUGAAUGCCCUGAUAAAAAGUAUCAUUUUACAGGAGCGUGGUGGAUCCAGCUCAUUCAAUCAUGGCUCCUUGACACUCAAGUACAAGCUAGACAACGAGUUUGAACUCAUUUUUGUUGUCGCUUAUCAAAAGAUUCUCUCCUUGUCCUACGUGGAUAAGUUCAUCGACGACGUCCACUUGGAAUUCCGUGAUAAGUACAAGGAAGACCUGAAGAUUGGCAGUCUCUUUGGGAAGUUUGACUUCACGGGGGAGUUUGAACGAUUACUGCAGCUAGCUGAGAAAGAGAGUAGAGAAAAGGCUAAGAUUGGUAAACAGAUGCGAACGUUUGAAGAGUCCCAAAAAUCCAAGAAGACGGUAGCUUCCAUGAAGAUUGAACCCAAGAAAGAGGAGAAAAACAAGACCAACAAAGCCAAGAAAUCAGCUGUGAAGCCGGAGCCAACCCCUGCCCAGAUCAUUACCAAUAGCAACAAAGAUGAUCAGCAAGAACAGCGGCUGGAUGAGGAGACUAUCCGCAAGAAUCGGGAACGUCUCUUCAACAGGGCCAAACCCAAGAAAGUUGACAAAUCUCUAAAAGUUAGUGCCAAAGAUGACAAGAAAAAGAAAGGCAAAGAAGCCAGACAAUGGAGCAAUGGCGGAACUGUAAAAGACAUGCCUUCAUUGGACUACAGCGCAAAGAAUGACACGGAUGGUAGCGGUGAAGGUGUGAAUGGGAACAAGCAGUUACCCCUAGAUGAACAGAUGGCCAUGGUAGGUUCAAUGGCUGGAGAUCUUCAGAACAUUGAUGAAUCCAGUGGGGAUGAGGUUGAAGAGGAGGAGGAAGAGGUUGAGGAACCACAGAAGGCCAAAGUGACUAAUGAGAAACCCAGCAAGUCCAGUGGGUUUGGCGUUUUCAACAUGUUCCGGGGCCUGGUUGGUUCCAAGAGCUUGACCAAGGAGGAUAUGGCCCCGGCUAUGAAUAAAAUGCAAGACCAUCUGACAGCCAAGAAUGUGGCCCGUGACAUCGCUGAGAAACUCUGUGAUUCUGUCUCUACCAAGCUAGAGGGAAAAGUCAUGGGAACCCUCAGCCGUGUAACCUCCGUCAUCCGUGAAGGCAUCGAGGAGUCCCUGGUUCAGAUCUUGUCUCCACGUCGUCGAAUCGACAUCCUUCGUGAUGCCAUGGAAGCAAGAUCUCGUGGCAAGCCUUACUCUAUGGUCUUCUGUGGAGUUAAUGGAGUCGGGAAAUCCACCAACCUAGCCAAGAUAUGUUUCUGGUUAGUGGAGAAUGGCUUCGCUGUGCUGAUAGCGGCCUGUGAUACAUUUCGAGCUGGUGCCGUCGAACAACUGCGCACCCACACUAGACACCUGAAUGCACUGCAUCCAGCGGAGAAACAUGGAGGGCGCUCUCCAGUCCAGCUGUAUGAGAAAGGUUAUGGAAAGGAUGCAGCUGGUAUUGCCAUGGAAGCUAUUAAGUAUGCUCGGGAUUGUCACUUUGACAUUGUGUUGAUCGACACAGCUGGGCGGAUGCAAGACAAUGAGCCACUCAUGAGAGCUCUAUCCAAGCUCAUCAAGAUCAACCAGCCAGAUCUCGUCCUGUUUGUGGGAGAGGCCUUGGUUGGUAACGAAGCAGUGGACCAGUUGACCAAGUUCAACCGCGCCUUGGCCGACCACUCAGACAUGGACCAGCCCCGACUGAUUGAUGGCAUUGUGCUUACCAAAUUUGACACUAUUGAUGAUAAAGUUGGUGCCGCUAUCUCAAUGACCUACACCACUGGUCAGCCCAUCGUAUUUGUUGGUACCGGUCAGACAUACCGUGACCUCCGCAAGCUGAACGUCAAGGCUGUGGUCAAGGCUCUACUGAAAAACUAAGGUGUGCGAUGCGGCAGCGAAUCAACAUUGUUAGAAUAUCAACGAAAUGGAAGUGUGACCAUCCAUUAAAACAAGAAUGUAAGAUUUUAAUUUUGAUUUGUCAGGAGAAUGACAGACAACUUACUGAUGAUUUCUCACAGAACUCUCUUUCAUUUGAGAAUUUGUUGAAUCUUGUCCCCUAAAUGCCGAAAUUUGGGGGCAUUUCAAACAAUAACAAUUCACAAUUUUGCUGUCUGCAGAGGAAAUGACCAUCGUUUUUGUAGUAUCAAAACCUGGCCAACUUUGUUCAGGCCGUCUAUAUUUUUUGCUUGGAAUUUCAGCAAAUAAAAAAUGUGGAAGAUUUGAGCUAUCAAAAGUGAACUUCAUACACAGUUGUUUACCAAAAUCUUUCUGAAAUUUAAGCCCAAACACAGGAAUACUCAAUAUUCAUAUUGAAAACGGACAGACAAGAGUUUUUCACCAACUCAAGGAAUACUGUUUGAUCAUGAUAGCUCUUGAGUAUACAUACUGAGAUCUGCUCAGAAAAAAGUGGUCAAUUUCAGUGUUACAUUCUGCCAUAAAUUAUUGGAGCUAUUAUAAGGGUUUAAAACAUUCACUUAUAUUACAAAUUACUAAUUUAUUAGAAGAAAUAUAUAUCUAUGUUUUAUGGCAACUGAGGACUACAGCUGUCCUAAAUUUCUGUACGUUUAUUUAAAUGGAGUAUGAUUUUUGUUGUAGACUGGUGCCUGACUGCUGUUUAUUACCAGAAGAUGUUCUUGACAAGUCCAGGUACUUGACAAUUCCAGGUACUAGCACUUGCCAGGUCUCGAUAUUUUAAUUUUUCUUUUUCCGAUUCAUUUAUUUGUGUAAACCUCAAAGCUUCAGAGGAUCAAUGUAUUUACACCGAAAGUGCAUAAAUUUAUUGCAAACAUUCAUGUUUUUUUUUUUGAAAAAAAAAAUGAGACUUGAUCGUUGCAUUCUGAAUUCUCUCUGGACGCUCAGUUUAUUCUUUCUGUCAUGCAAUUUUGGAAAAAUCCUCAACUUGAUGAGCGUCGACAAAGGUGAUAUUAUUACCUUUAAGUUGUUAUCUUGCUGGUAAUUUCUAUUCACUGUCCUAUUAAUGUUUGUGAAUUUGAUGUAACUCUUCAAGCUCAUAUUUGUUCUUUCCCUUGUGAGUCAUUGAAGGGUGAGGGUUGUUCAGAAGCAAACCAAAGGCAUUGUGAAAUGGUCGACUUCUAAAACACUGAGGUUUGGUUUGCCCUUGAGCAUUGGAGGGUGCUAUGGCGAGGGUAUUGAAAAUGUGGUGGAGAUAAUAUGAUGUUGUUGAUAUCAAGUGUUUCUCAUAGAUAAACACUUAAUAUAAUGACCAAAAUCGAGAUACCUUUGACUCAGUAUUAAAUGACCUCUGAAUAAUGAUAAGAUAGUUUAAGUUGAAUAUCUUUUUUUUAACAUCUCAGCUUUGGAACUUGCGUUAUAUUACUUUUGAUAAAUGUAAGUGUCAAUUUGCUGUUACGUUCAUCUUAUUUUGAGAAAAAAAAUUGUUGAUUACUUUCAAUCCAA